AUGGAAGCCACCUGUAAUGGAUCAGAGGACUCCUCACCUGUCUUCUACCUGGUGGGCAUCGCCUCUCUGCCCAAAUCCCUCUUCCUCCCUGUCUUCUUGAUUUUCCUCUUAAUCUACCUGCUCAUCCUGGUGGGGAAUGCUCUGAUCCUAGUAGCUGUGGUGGCACAGCCCAGCCUCCACAAGCCCAUGUACUUCUUCCUGAUCAACCUCUCGGCCUUGGACGUCCUCUCCACCACAACCACCAUCCCCAGGAUGCUGUCCCUACUCUUGCUUGGGGACCGCUUCCUCAGCUUCCCUGCCUGCUUCCUGCAGAUGUACCUCUUCCACAGCUUCUCCUGCUCUGAAGCCUUCGUCCUGGUGGUCAUGGCCUAUGACCGCUAUGUGGCUACCUGCCGCCCACUGCACUACCCUGUCCUCAUGGCCCCACAGACCAACGCUGCACUGGCAGCCAGUGCCUGGCUCAGCGCCCUCCUCCUGCCCAUCCCAGCAGUGGUGCAGACCUCCCACAUGGCUUUCCACAACAUUGCUCACAUCUACCAUUGCUUCUGUGACCACUUGGCUGUGGUCCAGGCCUCCUGCACUGACACCACUCCUCAGACCUUCAUGGGCUUCUGCAUCGCCAUGGUGGUGUCCUUCCUGCCCCUUCUCCUGGUCCUUCUCUCCUAUGCCCACAUCCUGGCCUCAGUGCUUCACAUUAGCUCCCGAGAAGGACGCUCAAGAGCCUUCUCCACCUGCAGCUCCCACCUCCUGGUGGUUGGCAUCUACUAUUCUUCCAUUGCCAUAGCCUACGUGGCCUACAGGGCUGACCUGCCCCUCGACUUCCACAUCAUGGGCAAUGUGGUGUUCGCCAUUCUCACACCUGUCCUCAACCCUCUCAUCUACACACUGAGGAACAAGGAUGUCAAAGCAGCCAUCACCAAAAUAGCGUGUUCUUGGGAGCCAGGGAAUUCUGGGGGCCCUUGA
Molecule: messenger RNA, 963 nt
Organism: Diceros bicornis minor
Lineage: Eukaryota; Metazoa; Chordata; Mammalia; Perissodactyla; Rhinocerotidae
Product: olfactory receptor 2AT4-like
Exons: 1
Coding region: 1-963 (320 amino acids)
Biological process (GO): G protein-coupled receptor signaling pathway
Cellular component (GO): membrane
Molecular function (GO): G protein-coupled receptor activity; olfactory receptor activity
Source: RefSeq, a predicted model, not a curated record